UAGCAAAUGAGGCCAGGAUGUCGCCUUCGGAGGUCCUCAGGAGAGAACGACUCAAGCCCGACCGGCAACCUGAUGCACUUCGAGGCCAGACACCCGCUGCCUCUGCAACGGCUCAUCCCCACCCUCCCUCCAACGCCUCCUCCACCCCUGCCCUCUUUCCCUCCGACGUAUACGGAGGCUCUAGUUUCAAUGUUGCCCCUGAGAGCCGAGGUCCCUGACUCCGAAUGCGUCGAUAAGGACCUUCACACGAACGGUGAAGUGUUUGAUCACGCAGAAGGAGUCGAUGGUACCAAGUGUCCAAGCUUUCACGAUGGAUACGCUUGUUGGCCAUCAACUGCUCCCGGAACAUACGCCACUGUGCCCUGCCCGCCAGCACUCUUGGCGUAUAAUUCGACAAAUUAUGCGUCUCGACUCUGCGGCACUGAUGGGAAAUGGUCACCGGAGUAA
Macrobrachium nipponense is the source of this 447-nucleotide messenger RNA. RefSeq lists its product as uncharacterized. The transcript is spliced from 3 exons. Gene Ontology annotation, cellular component: membrane. The record is from RefSeq and is a predicted model, not a curated record. Lineage: Eukaryota; Metazoa; Arthropoda; Malacostraca; Decapoda; Palaemonidae. The coding region runs from base 7 to 447 and encodes 146 amino acids. Gene Ontology annotation, molecular function: G protein-coupled receptor activity.